AUGACAAUUAUCUAUCUAUCUAUCUAUCUAUCUAUCUAUCUAUCUAUCUAUCUAUCUAUCUAUCUAUCUCAGUCUGUUCAUAUCUAUCGAUUUAUCACAGUAAGGGCACAUGACAAUUAUCUAUCUAUCUAUCUCAGUCUGUUCAUAUCUAUCGAUCUAUCACAGUCUGUUGAUUAUCUAUCUAUCUAUCUAUCUAUCUAUCUAUCUAUCUAUAUCUAUCAUGAUCCAUUCUGUAGUUAUAGUCUGUUCAUAUCUAUCGAUCUAUCACAGUCUGUUGAUUAUCUAUCUAUCUAUCUAUUUAUCUAUCUAUCUAUCUAUCUAUCUAUCUAUCUAUCUGUCAUGAUCCAUUCUGUAGUUAUAGCACCCAUGACAAUUAUCUCUCUCUCUCUCUCUCUCUAUCUAUCUAUCUAUCUAUCUAUCUAUCUCAGUCUGUUCAUAUCUAUCGAUUUAUCACAGUCUGUUGAUUAUCUAUCUAUCUAUCUAUCUAUCUAUCUAUCUAUCUAUCUAUCUAUCUAUCUAUCUAUCUAUCUAUCUGUCAUGGUCCAGUAUGUAUUUAAACAUUUAAAGCAACCCCGCUCAGCACACAGCAGUGAUGUUCAUUCACUACUCCAUGUGCUCGGAAGUACAGUCCAUCAUCAUUCAUAUUAUAUUAUUUUCGCACAUUGA
This is a messenger RNA of Acanthosepion pharaonis, 666 nucleotides long. The record is from the annotation of a GenBank genome assembly. NCBI's taxonomy places the organism in Eukaryota, Metazoa, Mollusca, Cephalopoda, Sepiida, Sepiidae.